UCAACAAAUAUUAAAUACUAACCUCGCUACAGUCGUCGUCAAAUGUAAUUCAAAAUUCGGCAACAUAUAGUAUAUAUCUGAAGAUAUAUGUAUGUACUUAGGGAAUACGAUUCGGUUGUGAAAUAAAAUUACAAUGCAGGCCUCACACAGCACAAUUAUGCUAAUAAAACAACGAUUAGCUGGACUAAUGGCAACUGCAGCAGCAACAGCAGCAAAAAGUGGACGCAAGUAUGCCCAGGACACACAGCCCUUUACAGUGCUGAUCGAGGGAAAUAUUGGCAGUGGCAAGACAACGUUCCUAAAUCACUUUCAAAAGUACGAGAAUGAUGUUUGUCUGAUCACGGAACCCGUCGAAAAGUGGCGCAAUGUAAACGGGGUCAAUCUGCUGGCCAAGAUGUAUCAAGAUCCCAAAAAAUGGGCGAUGCCCUUUCAGUCUUACGUUACGCUGACGAUGCUCCAAGCUCACACCGAACCUACAGACAAGAAGCUGAAAAUAAUUGAGCGCUCUAUUUAUAGUUCACGUUUCUGCUUUGUGGAGAACAUGUUCCGCAACGGUUCGUUGGAACUGGGAAUGUACAACACUCUGCAAGAGUGGUACAAAUUCAUUGAGGAAUCGAUCCACGUGCAGGCCGAUCUCAUCAUCUAUCUCCGCACCUCACCCGAAGUAGUAUACGAACGCAUGCGGGAACGUGCUCGCUCCGAGGAGAGUUGUGUGCCCCUUAAGUAUUUGCAAGAGCUGCACGAACUACACGAGGAUUGGCUGAUACACCAGCGACGUCCUCAGCAAUGCAAGGUUCUGGUUCUGGAUGCUGAUCUGAAUCUGGAGAACAUAAGCAGCGAGUAUCAACGUUCAGAGACAAGCAUUUUUGAUGCAAUCUCAGGUGCACUUCAGCCUCCUGCAGUCUUGGUGUCGCCCAGCAAACGUCAACGCAUGUCUAGAUAACUUACAAAAUAAGAAAAAAGUAGAUGAUUGGACAACGUUUGCAGCCAGCAGAAAAACUUAUUUAUAAUCUUAGACUUAAGCGCAUUACC
Molecule: messenger RNA, 1032 nt
Organism: Drosophila nasuta
Lineage: Eukaryota; Metazoa; Arthropoda; Insecta; Diptera; Drosophilidae
Gene: dnk
Product: deoxynucleoside kinase
Cellular component (GO): cytoplasm; mitochondrion
Molecular function (GO): deoxynucleoside kinase activity
Source: RefSeq, a predicted model, not a curated record